AUGUCAACUCACACCUUAACCACAAUCAUCCCAAUGAGUGCCGAUGAUUUCUACGCCAUUACAGAGACACAUGAAUUCGAUCAGUUUUGUAUUCCAUAUCUUGGUUUAAAUUCACAUGAACUUAAAGAAGAAAACGAAGAUGAAUCAAAUAUUUACAGAAGAGUUUGUAUAAAACCAAAGACUAGUGUACCAAAGUUCCUUUUAAAGUUUGCCAAUAAUCAAUCAGAAGUUUCAUACGAAGAUACUCAAGUUAAAUCUAAAAUCAAGAGAGAAAUUUCUUUCAAGACAAAUCCACCUCUUUUACCUGAAAAUAUCAAUGUUGAAGGAGUUAUUAAUAUUGAACCAUUAGAUGAUAAUUCAUGUUUAAAGGUACACAAGGUUACAUUUAAAUUCACAGGUGCACUUCAAUGGUUCUCUUCAAUGAUUGAAAAUAAUAUUUUGUCGGAAUUGAAAAAGACGAUGGAAUUGUUGCCCAAGAUCAUUGCAGACUAUAAGAAAUAUUUGAUUGAAAAGGGUAUCCCUAUCAAGACAUUUACCUAUCAAAAGGGUGUUUCCAUCUUGUCUGUUGCUCCACAACCAGCACAAAUUGAAGCUGUAGCCAUUGAAUCUGUCAUAUCAGCUCAACCAAAUGGUCAACAACAACAACAAGCUGUAGUUGAAUAA
Cavenderia fasciculata is the source of this 663-nucleotide messenger RNA. RefSeq lists its product as uncharacterized. The coding region runs from base 1 to 663 and encodes 220 amino acids. Lineage: Eukaryota; Evosea; Eumycetozoa; Acytosteliales; Cavenderiaceae. The transcript is spliced from 3 exons. The record is from RefSeq and is a predicted model, not a curated record.